CACAAACAUGAUGACAGAUGUGGAGCUGGCAAUAUUUGCAAACAUGUUAGGAGUUUCCCUAUUCCUUCUGGUAGUCCUGUACCAUUAUGUGGCUGUCAACAACCCCAAGAAAGUUCAAUGAACAUGUCGAGGAGCAUAAAAGGAUGGAAAACACAAUCAAGAAUUUCCGCAGAUGGAACAGAUUUCAAAUUAUGGACACUA
Messenger RNA from Polypterus senegalus (gray bichir), 201 nucleotides. RefSeq names its product dolichyl-diphosphooligosaccharide--protein glycosyltransferase subunit 4-like. The transcript has a single exon. Lineage: Eukaryota; Metazoa; Chordata; Cladistia; Polypteriformes; Polypteridae. Gene Ontology annotation, cellular component: oligosaccharyltransferase complex. Bases 8 to 121 code for a protein of 37 amino acids. The record is from RefSeq and is a predicted model, not a curated record.